AUGAAGACAUCGUCGAAUUCUGUUGUCUGCUGGACGCUGCCAAUGUCAAGGGUUGUCACCAUCAGCGCUGCUGACGUGUGCAAGAAGAUACCGGCCAAGUAUGAAGACAUCGUCGAGUUCUGUUGUCUGCUGGACGCUGCCAAUGUCAAGCGUGCUCUCAUCGACUCGAGCAGGGUUGUCACCAUCAGCGCUGCUGACGUGUGCAAGAAGAUACCGGCCAAGUAUGAAGACAUCGUCGAGUUCUGUUGUCUGCUGGACGCUGCCAAUGUCAAGGUUGGCGAUAGUGUUAAGAUCACUUUGAAGUCGAAGACAGCUGAUGGAUACAAUGUUCAGAUAGAUAAUUCGGGAACCCAAAGUGAGGGGAAAGUCUCCCGCUGGGUGCCGCUCGUGGAAGUGGCUCAACCAGCAACCAAACCGGUUACUGGUCCCGUCGAGGUGCAAGUCCCCCGACCCGAAGUGAGGCACAAGUCGACGGUGCUUCUGGUGGAGGCGCCUGCCAUGGACCGAGUGUUGGUCCGCCCUGCCGACACGGAGUCUGUGAGGAGGUUCGACGCGGUGCUGCAGGAUGUCGCCCAGUACGGCUUCCACGCCACCCCAAUAAAUGAGCCGCCACAGAAGGGCCAGAUGGUGAUCGGAAAGUUUAGCGAUGGAUUAUGUUAUAGGGCCCUAUGCAUACGUACCAACGUAAAGGCGAACAAAUUUAUGCUGGAAUAUGUCGAGUUUGGCAACGUAGCGAUCAGUCCCAGGGAGAGCAUCUACGCGUGCCCCCAGCAGUGGGACCUGAGCGCGGCGCCCACCGUGGUGUCGGUCGUGAAGCUGGGCGCCGAGUACGCGCUCACCGGUGACGCUGCCUUGGAGUACAUAGAGAGCGUGCGCGAGGCUGAGUUCCUUUUGACUUUAGCCAACGGUGCUGCAUCAGCUCCCAGUGGAGCAGAAGUCCACCUGGCCUUGUCGAAGAACGGAGAGUCUGUCAAUCAAAAACUGCUGAUGAUGUGCAAACCGGACUGGAAGAAGAUUGAGGAGUCUGGUGGCGACGUGUUGGAUGUCCGUCCGAUAAUGCUGAGCGACUUGGAGUACGUCUCCCUGCCGACCGGCGGGUGCGAGGUCGAGGUGCUGGACGUGAGCAUGCUCGCCUCGGGCGCGUUGAGCGGCUGCGAGCGCGCGCCGGGCCGCUCGGUCUGCGACGCGAUAGAGCCCGUCAGCAAACAGGUAAUGUGUGCUGAUGUGAUGUGAUGUGCCGCACCUGGUGACCUGAGCACCGCUCCCUGCCGGCCGGCGGGUGCGAGGUCGAGGUGCUGGACGUGAGCAUGCUCGCCUCGGGCGCGUUGAGCGGCUGCGAGCGCGCGCCGGGCCGCUCGGUCUGCGACGCGAUAGAGCCCGUCAGCAAACAGGUAAUGUGUGCUGAUGUGAUGUGAUGUGCCGCACCUGGUGACCUGAGCACCGCUCCCUGCCGGCCGGCGGGUGCGAGGUCGAGGUGCUGGACGUGAGCAUGCUCGCCUCGGGCGCGUUGAGCG
Molecule: messenger RNA, 1514 nt
Organism: Bicyclus anynana (squinting bush brown)
Lineage: Eukaryota; Metazoa; Arthropoda; Insecta; Lepidoptera; Nymphalidae
Exons: 10
Coding region: 1-1233 (410 amino acids)
Source: RefSeq, a predicted model, not a curated record